AUCCAACAUGUCUGAACUCAUCCCAGCCAAAGAAUACCUCGGGAAAUUGAAAGAAGCCACCGAAUUCGUCAAGGCCAAGGUUGCCAAUGAACCACGCUUGUCCUCUCCACGAGUCAUGAUCAUUUGUGGAUCGGGACUUGGCGGAAUCGCCGAUAUUCUUCAUAGCCCCCAACCCAAGAUUGAAAUCCCGUACGCCGACAUCCCUGGAUUCAGAACUUCCACCGUCCCUGGCCAUUCAGGAAAGUUGAUCUUUGGAUUAAUGGGGAGUAACAAGGUUCCUGUUAUGUGCAUGGUCGGAAGAUUGCAUUUCUACGAAGGGUACAGUUUCCAAGACACAACAUUCCCAGUGCGUUUAGCCAAAAAGUUAGACAUCGAAACCGUGGUGGUCACCAAUGCCGCCGGCGGAGUCAAUGCCCAGUUCAAGCCAGGAGACUUGAUGGUGAUUAACGAUCACAUCAACAUGCCUGGUUUAGCUGGCCAUCAUGUUCUUCGUGGUGAAAAUUUAGAAGAGUUUGGCCCAAGAUUCCAACCACUUUCUGAUGCUUAUGAUUACGCAUUAAGAAAGUUGUUCUUUACCAAAGCCAGAAACGAGUUGAAGAUCACGAGAAAUAUAUACGAAGGUACUUACUUUUUUGCCGCUGGUCCCACGUUUGAAACCCGUGCCGAGGUAAGAAUGAUCCGGAUGUUGGGUGGUGAUUCUGUGGGUAUGUCUACAGUUCCCGAAGUGAUUGUUGCUCGUCAUUGUGGAAUGAAAGUGUUGGCAUUGUCUUUGAUUACCAAUGCCUGUGUGGGCGACUCGCCACCUAGUGCAUUUGACGAAAACCCCGUGCCCAUGGAUUCAGGCAUGGCUAGUCAUGCUGAAGUGUUGGAAACUGCCGACGAGGCAUCCAAGGACGUGCAAAAGAUCAUAGAAGCUACAGUUAACGCAUUGUAAAAGUACAUUUUUUGUUUGAAACUCUAAUAGAUAUACACACAUACACACACACACAUAAACACUAUUGAUCAACUUCUCCGGCAGACUCCCACUUGCCUUGUAAAUUCUCCUUCCAUAAACUCACCUUGUUGUCACCGCCAGACACGGCCAAGAUGUUUCCUGAUAACGACCAGGAACACCUCCAGCACACAUCGGGGAACUUCUCCUCGGUCAACAAUUGCUUUUGCCAAUGGCCGUCUCUAUCCUGGGUCCAAAUCAAUACAGUACGGUCCUGAGAUGCAGUGGCGAUAUAAGAUCUCACCAAGAUGGAAGGCGACCAAUCGACAUCUCUGACCCAAUCGGUAUGUCCUUCCAAUCUUGCUUCUUCGACAUAGGUGUUAUGUACUGAGUCAUAUUUCCAAAUCUUGGCCAAGUUGUCUGACCCACAAGUGACGAACCUGCGAUGUUGUUUCAAGGUCUGGGGGUCUUUGGAGCUGACGUUGGAAAUUGGGGCCCAGCUGGCGGAAUUGACCCCGAUGUUGUGCGCAUUGAAUAUCACAUGGGAGGUGGUUCCGUCCUCGUUGAAAUCAACCACGGACACUUUGCCGUCGGAGGAGGUACAUAACAACACGGCACCUAGUUCAUGUGGUGCCCAGGACACGGAGUUGACACUGGCUUGGUGGACGGUGUGUUCGGCAAUGAUGGACCAAGUUUGGGUCUCUGGUGUCUCUUUCCAAAUGAAUGCCUUACCAUCGUAUGAGCACGAUGCGAGGAUGGAUCCGAACUUAGGAUGGGCCCAUGACACUUGCCAUACGGGUCCUUCGUGCCCCGUCAAGGUGGUUGACAAUUUAUAGUUUUCCGUGCCUUCAAUUUCAAAGAUCUUGAUCUUUUUAUCGGAGGAACAGGUGGCUAAUCUCUUUCCGUAGUAAUCUAACACGGCGUCAUGAAUCAAAUCGUCAUGAGCAUUUGCUACUGUCACCAUUGUAUUGUUGUUGUUGUUGCUGUUGCUGUUGUAUAUGGCACU
Messenger RNA from Spathaspora passalidarum NRRL Y-27907, 1937 nucleotides. RefSeq names its product purine-nucleoside phosphorylase (gene PNP1). Lineage: Eukaryota; Fungi; Ascomycota; Pichiomycetes; Serinales; Debaryomycetaceae. Gene Ontology annotation, cellular component: cytoplasm. Gene Ontology annotation, biological process: nucleoside metabolic process. Gene Ontology annotation, molecular function: purine-nucleoside phosphorylase activity. The coding region runs from base 8 to 934 and encodes 308 amino acids. The transcript has a single exon. The record is from RefSeq and is a predicted model, not a curated record.